CUAAAAUGAUCUGCGCAUGCGUUUUCCCAUCUUCAUCAUUUGAGGUCUUAAGCCGUUCGGGUGACGAUGAGGGCUCUCUGUAUAUUUGCUUUGGUUGCUGUGGUUGGUCUGGUAGCAGGAGAGGAAGGGGCUCGAAUUUUGGCCUCCAAAUCUCUGCUGAACCGUUACGCUGUUGAGGGACGAGAUCUCACCCUCCAGUACAACAUCUACAAUGUGGGCACCAGUGCUGCUUUGGAGGUCGAGCUGUCUGAUGACUCCUUCCCUCCUGAAGACUUCGGCAUUGUUUCAGGAAUGCUCAAUGUGAAAUGGGAUCGCAUUGCUCCUGCCAGUAAUGUUUCUCACACAGUGGUUCUAAGGCCACUGAAAGCUGGUUACUUCAACUUCACCUCUGCUUCUGUAAGCUAUCUGGCCCAGGAGGGUGGACAGGUCGUGGUUGGUUACACAAGUGCACCAGGUCAGGGAGGCAUUCUCGCCCAGAGAGAGUUUGACAGACGCUUUUCUCCACAUUACUUGGACUGGGCUGCUUUUGGUGUUAUGACGUUACCAUCCAUUGGCAUUCCUCUGCUUCUCUGGUACUCCAGCAAGAGGAAGUAUGACUCUCCAAAGACCAAGAAGAACUGAAAUGUAUUAACAGGACAAACCCAGAUCAGGGAUCAUACUGUACAUGGGUUUGGGGAGGUAUAUUAUUGGAGGGGGAUUGAGAUUGUUUUUGAAUGAGUUACCCAUAUUGGGGGUACGAUGGUCAAUGAUUUAAUCUGUUUUUAAAGGAUGUUGGUCUGUCUUUAUCAGAUGAAUUUUGUUUGAGGGAUCUGAGGACUGAAGCAUUAUAAAGUGGGAGGAUCGACAGUGACCUACAUAUGGCCUCGUAUGCACAACCUUGUGUUUCUUUCGUAGUUGCCUAAAAGACAGAAGAAAAAAAAGUCUCUUCAUGAUAAAUGUGGGGCUGUUUUGUGAAAAUAAAUGGAGGGUUUUAA
Molecule: messenger RNA, 974 nt
Organism: Triplophysa rosa
Lineage: Eukaryota; Metazoa; Chordata; Actinopteri; Cypriniformes; Nemacheilidae
Gene: ssr2
Product: signal sequence receptor, beta
Exons: 6
Coding region: 67-621 (184 amino acids)
Cellular component (GO): membrane; endoplasmic reticulum
Source: RefSeq, a predicted model, not a curated record